Bemisia tabaci is the source of this 3022-nucleotide messenger RNA. The record is from RefSeq and is a predicted model, not a curated record. NCBI's taxonomy places the organism in Eukaryota, Metazoa, Arthropoda, Insecta, Hemiptera, Aleyrodidae.
AUACCGCUCCCGGUACGGGUUACACAAUUUUUAACGCUGUGGAGUUUACACAUAUUCCAUCAUCUGGAAGCAUUCCUUCGUCCAUUUUCCAGUGUUUUCAUUCUUAAACCCAUGAUACUUUAUAACUGACUCAUCUCACAAAGGCAACAAUUAAAGAUUGUACGUUUAUGAUCGGGCAGGAUGAUUAUUUUGGUGACCAUUCUCAUUUCGUAUUUUGUUAGAGGAAGCGUCCAAGAUAAUAUCGGCCCUUACCACGAGAACGAGGGAACAGAGGAACAUUUCACCCACGAGUGGGUCAUCUCGGCUAAGGGUGGAUCGGAUGCGGCGAAAAAAAUUGCACAAGACCUGGGCUAUCGCUACGUCGGAGAUAUACCGGGUGAAAAAGACAGUUAUUACAUUCUAGAAAAACUAGAUCAUCCGACGAAAUCCCCGACUGAAAGCGCGAAUCUGACACAACAACUUAACUUGCUUGACAAUGUUGAAUGGGCCGAGCAGCAAUGUUCAAAGAGAUUGGUGAAGCGGCAAGACCCUGCUCCUAGCUUUGAUUUAGGACAAACAGAACAUCAAUUUUUGCAGCACCGCAAUCAGGAUCUAUCCGGGGAGAGCAAGUAUGCGAACGUGUUCCAUGAUGAGUACUGGCCGAGACAAUGGUACAUGCAUGACUACCGAUCCGAUUCCGAGCAACCAAUCACGGAUUUAAAUGUGGUACCAGUUUACUACCUGCAUAGGGUUACUGGGCUCGGUGUGAAUGUCAUCGUUCCUGAUGACGGUGUGGAGAUAGGACAUCCUGAUUUGGCACCAAACCACGAUCCGGAGUUGAGUAUAGACCUGAAUGGAAAUACGAGAGACCCCACGCCAAAGCACUGGUCCCGUCCGAAUUAUCAUGGAACGCGUUGCGUUGGGGAGAUCGUCAUGACCGCCAACAACGAUUUGUGCGGGGUUGGAGUCGCAUUCCGUGCCAAAUUUGGGGGUAUUAGAAUGUUAGAUGGACCGACAACGGACAAAGUUACGGGGGUGGCUCUUCAACACGCCCUGCACAAGGUGGACAUUUUCAGCAAUUCAUGGGGACCAUCAGAUGACGGAAAGACUUGCGAUCAAUUGGGCCGUCUAACAAGAGAGGCCUUCAUCAAUGGUAUCACUAAAGGUCGGCAAGGAAAGGGCGUAAUCUACGUAUUCGCAGCUGGUAACGGAAAGGAAGUCGGGGACAACUGUGCGUGCGAUGGUUACGUGGUCAACAUCUACACUAUCGCUGUGGCCAGUUGCGAUUACCAUGGACACGUGACCCAUUACUCCGAAAGGUGCGCCGCAGUUAUGGUCACCUCGUACUCAGGUGGAGGAGUCGGACAGAACGUCGCCACAACGGACAUUCAUGGAGGAUGCACCGUCUCCCAUACGGGCACCUCUGCGGCAGCACCACUUAUUGCAGGCGUGAUUGCUCUUGCCUUGGAAAUUAAUCCGAAUCUGACGUGGAGAGACGUUCAGUACCUGUUUGCCUGGACGUCAGCUGUUUACCCUCUGGCAGAGAACCAUGGUUGGUACCUGAAUGCAGCCGGCUUUUACUACAGCCCUGACUUUGGAUUUGGCCUGGCAGAUGGCUACAACUUCGUCACUGCCGCCAAAACGUGGGUUAACGUGCCACCCAAGUCGGUUUGCGUCGUUCCGAUUAGGAUGGGCUACGGCGGGCACCAAAGAAUCAGUCCAGACGAACCGAUGAAAUUGACCGUGAAGACAGAUGCAUGCAAAGGAACAGCCAGUGAAAUUAAUUACCUGGAGCAUGUGCAACUAGAGACCUACAUCAAGUAUUCAAGGCGCGGAGGAUUGGAGAUUACACUGGAGUCUCCUGCCGGAACGAAGGCUCAUAUGUUAGAAGCUCGGCCCAGAGAUUACUCAGAAAAAGGAUUCAAGUACUGGACAUUCACCUCCCUGAAAACAUGGGGUGAGAGUGCAAACGGAAACUGGACUAUUGAAGUGUUUGACAGGUCUGGGAUAGCAGCAUCAGGAGUGAUUACGGAACUAACUCUCUUCUUCCAUGGAGUGAGGGAAGUGCCUCACAUUUACAAAGAUGGCCGACGACCAUAUAAAAACUUCCAAACGUUAGACGAAAAAAUUAGAGAGGCGAAUAGAAGAGGCCCAAAGAUCUUCAAUGCCCUGAACCGUGGUCCAUCACCUAGUGUAAGACCUGCUAUGGACUUUUUCUCUGGUCUCGCUGGUAUAUUCUCGUCCCUCUAAUCGACUGUUUGCCAAGCGGAACUUUCUGUUGUAGACUUUUAUUAUAAUUUCUUCGGAUGGAAGGAGAGCAUUUUGUCCUCAUAACACGCUGUACUCGUAAUUGAUCAUUCGAAUUGUGCACUAAAUGAGGCUCUUGUCAACCAUCAAUUUAACAUACACUGAGUUUUUUUCUUUUCUUGCAGUCCGACAAUUAGUAUUGGUUUUGCAAUUCGUAGUUAAAAUUUUUCGUUUUGAUUGAGUAAUUUCCCGCUAGAAUACGUCGGAGCCAAUGUGUCAAAAUUUAAUACAAACAUUGAUACAGUGUUUAUAAGGUUCUUUGUGCUGCAUGCCCCCAACGAUGUACUGGAUCCUGUGGUGAGCAAAUUCUCAGUAAAGUAUGGGCCAGAGCAUUAAAAUUAUCAAUAUGUAGUGAAAAAGUUGAAUAAUUCUUCAGGCACAACGUAGAAAAACAGGGAUUUCAUUCCUUGUGAAAACUUGCAAACCUGGUGGAGAUCCAAUAUUUGAUCCAGUCUUGUGUCACCUAUAAAACGCCUUUCACUCUUGAUCCGUGGCUAAAUGGGACUGAAAUUUUCUGAAAAUUAUUGGUCAAAACAAUUUCUCCCGCAAAAUAGUUAUCCAACAAAUUAAGAGAGUUAUUGUUUACUGCUGACCCUGUUAGAAGAGGUAGAAUGUCAUCUUUGAUGACAACAUUUAUACAUCAAUAUAGAAAAAAAAAACUUCUAGAAAAUUAAACUUUAAAUUAAUUAAUAUAAUUGAAUAUCUUAUAUUAUACUCCUUACCAUGCACACUAUGA